Molecule: messenger RNA, 2073 nt
Organism: Ananas comosus (pineapple)
Lineage: Eukaryota; Viridiplantae; Streptophyta; Magnoliopsida; Poales; Bromeliaceae
Product: transcription factor LG2-like
Exons: 13
Coding region: 288-1754 (488 amino acids)
Biological process (GO): DNA-templated transcription; regulation of DNA-templated transcription
Molecular function (GO): sequence-specific DNA binding; DNA-binding transcription factor activity
Source: RefSeq, a predicted model, not a curated record
AGAGAGAGAGAGAGAGAGAGAGAGAGAGAGAGAGAGAGAGCCAAUGUACAGUCAAAGCACUUUCAGAUAAUUUUGUGAUAUUAUUUUUUUUUUAGAAAAAGCGCUACAAUCCCGGGCCAUACUUGAACCGAGCUUUAAAUCCUUUUUUCCUGUAUCUAUAACUGUGCUCCUUUUUGUUCUUUGUCUCCAUUUGGAAGAGCUCUGCUUCUCCUCAGAGUGGAUUAUCAGUAACAUGUCUUUCUGAAAGUUACUGAGGUGCAAGAAGAAGAAAGAAGUCAGAUUCUCGGAUGGCAAAUCAUAGAGAUGAUGAAAAUGGUUUCUCAGAUUCUGGAGGAUCUUUGAGCCAAUCACUUGUUUAUGGAACUCAAUUCUCCAGGCCAACUGCAACCAGCUUUUGUGAUCAACAAGGGGAUGUUUACUUGGGUGACUGGGAAGAGGCUGUCAUGCAGGGAGUUGGCAUAAGAAAUGAUGGAGACAGAAAGUCCUAUCUCACACCCAAACCCUCCAUACUUGAGAUCUUCCCCUCAUGGCCAAUGAGAUACCAGCUGCAAAUUCAUACAGGGAAUUUACUAUCAGCAAGGAGUAAUGAUUCAGCUGCACCCCAGAACACAAUAAACCAGCAAGAAUUAGAGUCCUCAGCAAGCAUGAUAGCCUCCUCAGAGCAUAACAAACAGAAGCAGAAGCAGAAGCAGAAGCAAAAAGAGAUGAUGAUGUCAAGUGAUGGGUCAAAAGCAGCAACAGUAGCACCAAUUCAUCAGGCAGUAGCAAUCCAAGAGAAGGGUAGAAUUGCUGGGUCAACUAGGAAAGAUGUGAAAUUACUUGAUCCCAAGACCUUGAGACGGUUAGCUCAAAACAGAGAGGCAGCAAGGAAAAGCAGGAUGCGUAAGAAGGCUUACGUGCAACAGCUUGAGUCAAGCAGAAUCAGGCUUCAACAGCUAGAAUUAAAUCUCCAAAGAGCUCGAUCCCAGGGUGUAUUUCCAGGAGGAUGCAAUGCGCUUGGAGAUACAACUUCUGGUGCUGUGAUGUUCGACAUGGAGUACGCUCGAUGGAUGGAGAAUAACAGAAAGCGCUUAUCGGAGCUUCGAGGUGGACUACAGACUCACCUGCACGACGAAAAUCUUAGCCUCAUCGUCGAUGAGUGCAUCGCACAUUAUGAUGAGCUCUUCCGUCUGAAGGCUGCAGUGGCCAGAUCGGACGUCUUCCACCUCCUGACCGGAAUGUGGAUAACCCCGGCCGAGCGGUGCUUCUUGUGGAUGGGCGGAUUCAAGCCCUCGGAGCUCCUCAAGAUGCUGAUGCCUCAGCUAGAUCUACUGACGGAGCAGCAGCUGAUGGGCAUCUGCAAUCUGCAGCAGUCGUUGCAGCAGGCGGAGGAGGCCCUCUCCCAGGGCCUCGGACAGCUCCGGUUAUUACUGGCUGAAACGGUGGCCAGCGGGUCUCCCAUCCAUGAAAGCACUUAUGCAGGAAACCACAUGUUGAUCGCAUUGGGGAAGCUCGCGAACCUCGAAGGCUUCGUCCGACAGGCUGACAAUUUGAGGCAGCAGACAUUGCAUCAACUGCGCCGACUUUUAACUACUCGACAGGCAGCCAGAUGCUUUCUAGUGAUCGGAGAAUACUUUAAUCACCUUCGAGCUCUCAGCGCCCUCUGGGCAUCCCGCCCUCGAGAGAGCUUCAUAGCAAAUGAAACUGCAUGCCCUACAGCAACAGACCCACAAAUGGUUCAUCAACCACAAGGAAGUCAGUUCUCUGCCUUCUAACAGCUCCACUGAGAGAAUCUUCCUGUUGGUAACUCCAAGUUUUAAGGAUAUUAUUUCUGAUGAGAGAGAGAGAGAGAGAGAGAGAGAGAGAGAGAGCCGAGGAUUAUGUCCCAUUGUAAUUAUCAAUGUAUAAAGAAGAUUCACUAAGCAAAAGCAAUUAUAGUCAGAUAGUCAUAAGCUUUGGAGUUGCUCUAUCUUCUAAUGGCUUUUGAACAAGAUGAAGGGUUAGGAGAGUAAAAUAAGUAAUGGAAGGCAAAGUACAGGGAAGGAUGUUGAUGUUCUCUAUUGAUUCGUAGAUUUGAACUAGAAAAAUAUCAUA